Messenger RNA from Lemur catta (Ring-tailed lemur), 1457 nucleotides. RefSeq names its product tRNA-splicing endonuclease subunit Sen2-like. The transcript has a single exon. Gene Ontology annotation, cellular component: tRNA-intron endonuclease complex. NCBI's taxonomy places the organism in Eukaryota, Metazoa, Chordata, Mammalia, Primates, Lemuridae. Bases 84 to 1457 code for a protein of 457 amino acids. Gene Ontology annotation, molecular function: tRNA-intron lyase activity; nucleic acid binding. Gene Ontology annotation, biological process: tRNA splicing, via endonucleolytic cleavage and ligation; tRNA-type intron splice site recognition and cleavage. The record is from RefSeq and is a predicted model, not a curated record.
GAAAGAGCAGUGACCCACACACAUAACUAAAGAAGAUAUUAGGCGAGUGCCUGGGGCCGAGGAAGAAGAGUCCCCCCUGAAAAAUGGCAGAAGCCAUUUUCCACGCCCCCAAAAGGAAAAGAAGAGUGUAUGAGAAUUAUGAGUCUCCAUGGCCGAUCCCUUUUGAUCAGGACCAAAGUCCUAAGAAAGAAUUCAGGAUAUUCCAUGCCGAAAUGAUUAACAGCAAUGUGAUUGUGAGGAACGCAGAGGACAUCCUGCAGCUCUACGGGAAAGGUUAUUUUGGAAAAGGUAUUCUUUCAAGAAGCCAUCCAAACUUCACAAUUUCAGAUCCCAACUUGGUUGCUAAAUGGAAAGAUAUGAAGACAAACAUGCCUAUCAUCACAUCAGAGAAAUACCAGCAUCGUGUAAAAUGGGCGGCAAAGCUCAUGCGUAGACAGGGGCAGAAUGAGAGUACCGUGCAUGGAAUCCUCAAGGAUUACAUAAAACCACUUGAGUAUCCUCGUAUAAAAAGAAAUGAAGAGGUUCGAUUGCCUGAUGAGCUUAACUCUGAAAUGGUUUCCAACAUGGAAGGCACAGCAGGGAGAGAGAAACUCCCUGUGAUGAGUGGAGACUCUGGAGAGUCGGAUGCUGUGGAGGAUCUGAGUGGGCCGUCAGACUGCCUGCAGGAGGGCUCUGGGCAGGACCCACCAACUCUAGACGGCUACUAUGAACGCGUGGUAGAUGAUGCUGCACCUCCGCCCCAAGUCUGUUGCUGCAAACCAGAUGCUGUCAUCCCCCCGUGUGGCCCUCACCCUAAGGAUGGCAGCAAACAGGCAUGUCUCCUCUGUGCAGGGGAGAGAGGGCCUGACCAUGAGUGUGUGCUUGUGGAGGAAGUGGUGUGUGACAGGAGCGAGAGUGAGGAUGCCCCAAAUGAGGAAUCGGUACAAAGAAAGAGACUAAUACGCAGGAGAAAUCCAUACAGGAUCUUUGACUAUUUGCAACUCAGCCCAGAAGAGGCCUUCUUCCUGGUCUGUGCCCUGGGAUGUCUCAGUGUCUACUAUGAAAAGGAGCCUUUAAUGAUAGUGAAGCUCUGGGAAGCUUUCUCUGUAGUUCAGCCCACACUCAGGACGACCUACAUGGCCUACCACUACUUCCGAAGCAAGGGCUGGGUGCCCAAAGUGGGACUCAAGUAUGGGACAGAUUUAUUGCUGUAUCGGAAAGGCCCUCCGUUUUACCACGCAAGUUAUUCUGUCAUUAUCGAGCUAGUCGAUGACCAUUUUGAAGGCUUUCUCCACAGACCUUUCAGUUGGAAGUCACUGGCUGCCUUGAGCAGAGUUUCAGUUAAUGUCUCUCAGGAACUUAUGCUGUGCUAUUUGAUUAAACCCUCUACCAUGACUGACAAAGAAAUGGAGUCACCAGAAUGUAUGAAAAGAAUUAAAGUUCAGGAGGUGAUUCUAAGUCGAUGGGUUUCAUCAUGA